This is a messenger RNA of Miscanthus lutarioriparius, 666 nucleotides long. NCBI's taxonomy places the organism in Eukaryota, Viridiplantae, Streptophyta, Magnoliopsida, Poales, Poaceae. The record is from the annotation of a GenBank genome assembly.
AUGGAGGAGGUCGAACUCGGCCUCGUCAAUUUGCGCUCGUGGCCGGUUCGGGCUAGGGCUAUAAUUGGAGGUGCCGUUUUAGUCCAUCUAAAUAGAGGCUUAGCUUUGGGAGGCGGUGGAUGGGGUUCUUGCCUUGAUGGCGGGGUCUGGCGGCGUGGAACACGCGGCGAGGCUGCCGGCGAAGCGGGAGCCCUUCCUCUGCCUCUUCGGGAGGUGAUGGGCAGAGAUUGCAAGGUCGUCAAUGACUUCUCUUUGUGGGGCACACUCAUGAGGACUAGUUCACUCCCUGCUGUCAUUGAGGGUGCUGGCAAUGAUGAAUGGAAGAAACGUAAGGAAGCACAGAGUCUGAAGAGACUCGAGGUUAAGAAGAAAAGGAUUGUGAGGAGGAACUCUCUCACUUGCAACACUUCAAAAGAAGCGGCUGGGCAGAUUCCAGAAGAGAUGAAUGCACACGCUGACAAAUUAGUAAGUUCUGAUGAAGCUGUUGUGAUGAAUAACGAAAAUCAUAGCAGUGGCAAGCAUCUGGUGAAGGGGCUUCCCCCUAAGUACCAGGCUACAAUUGCAUCGCAAGAUAGUUUGUCAGCAGUGGGAAAGAAGCCAAACUCAGCCUUCAAAGCUUUUGAGAGCAUUGCCACACAUGGACAUCUGGACCUUACAAUGCAUUGA